GAUUCCGCUAUUCUUUGCAAGCAGUUGGGUGGAUCCUCAUCUUGUUCUUGUUCAUUAUUUUCUUCUCCGGCAUUUUCGUGACGUCGCUGAUCGGGCAUCAGGCAGACCUUUGGAAGGACGACGAGGAGGACUACCAAGUGAUCGAAGAUUGCUUCUCGACGCUGGGGAAAAGCAUGUUCACGAUG
Prorocentrum cordatum is the source of this 185-nucleotide messenger RNA. The record is from the annotation of a GenBank genome assembly. Lineage: Eukaryota; Dinophyceae; Prorocentrales; Prorocentraceae.